This is a messenger RNA of Kockovaella imperatae, 808 nucleotides long. RefSeq lists its product as hypothetical. NCBI's taxonomy places the organism in Eukaryota, Fungi, Basidiomycota, Tremellomycetes, Tremellales, Cuniculitremaceae. The record is from RefSeq and is a predicted model, not a curated record. The transcript has 3 exons. Bases 346 to 615 code for a protein of 89 amino acids.
AAUGAUCCCUGUCCUCCCAACGCUAGCUAUAACACAACAUCGGGGACGUGUGAUUGUGGCGCAGGUUUUACAUACGAUCCGGAUCUGAAUGCCUGCGUCAUACCAUGCCCUGCCAAUUCCGAAGUGGACGGCGGCGGAAUCUGCCGUUGCGUCACAGGCUGGGCGCCUGCAUCCCCUCAACAAACUGAUCCCCCCACGUGCGUUAAAUGUGCAAGCAAUCAGAUCGGCAUCUACGCUGGAUGCGUUUGCACGAGUACGAAUGAACUCGGCCCAUGCCAGCCACAAUCCAGUGGCAAUCCUCAUCGUCGACGGCAGAAUGUGCAAAGGCUUGACUUAGCUCCUGACAUGUUGUUCUGUGGAGAGAACGAGGUAUGGUGUCCACACGAGAUAGCAGCGGAGCGACCCACGUCCGUAUCUGGUGGAAAGUGCAUCAAUGCAAACUCUGUAACCACGUGCGGGGGCUGCAACACGGGGCCUUUUGGGCUGGGAGUCGACUGUGGAGACAUUGAGGAUGUAGACCAAGUGCGCUGUGUGAUGGGUCGUUGUGUUGUCGAGUCAUGCCUGUCGGGAGAGCCUUCAUCGGAUGGGUCGCAGUGCGUCGGGUCGAAAAAGUGAGGAAACAAGGCAUUGUGUAUGGCCGGAGGAGCCUCUGCAAUUGAACAUUGGAAUAAGCGAUAGUAAUAUAAUGUGGAAGAGGGAUGCAGUGUAUCACUGCUCGGGUCGUUUGCUAUAGCCUGUGUGGCACCAAGAUCUGUUAUCUCCGGAUUCGAGGCCUUAUUUUAGCGCGUCCAGGUUAAGAGACUCGUGG